CUAAGAUAGCACAAGGGUUAAGUCUAAAGUAUACAAAAUCAACGACAUUGUUUUUGCACACACGCAUGAGCACACGCAUGCGCACACUUUUUUUUUUUUUUUUUUUUUUGCUUUAGUGCGCCAAGCAAGCUAAAGCUUGACACAAGCCUAAUAACCGUCAUUCCUUGGCCGCACCAGCUUUACGCACCGUCCCUGCGCGCGCCACCCUAUCAUUGAUGCUGCUACUUCUGGACCUCUACGUUUGGAGAUUUGGAAAUGUAAUCACAGCAGCCACUGACUUUGCUGAAGACAAAUCCACAAACUGAAGGUGCCGGCUGCCAAACCACAUAGGAAUCAUCAGUGUGCAUCCCCGCAGGAAACUAAAACAACAACAAAAAAAAGUUUGUUUGGGGCACCCAUGGCUUACGAUCCUCUCCAGCUUCGUCCAGCAGAUCCCCUUUCCUUCCCAGCUCUGGUUCGCGGCGCGCAUCCUUCAUUUCUCCCCACAGUGACUCUCCCAGAUGUCGCCUGGCUCGCUGGCUCCCUGUCGUUGCAGCCCACGAGGCUUUCCGCAGUCCACCCGCAGCCUUUGGAGAGCCCGCAGCGAGAAGAGUGGCUGGGUGAUGAUCCGAAAGUUACUCUGGAUUCCAGGAACUUAUGGAGCCAGUUUCACAAAAUGGGGACAGAGAUGGUCAUCACAAAAUCAGGGAGGAGGAUGUUUCCACCUUUCAAAGUGCGAGUGGAAGGACUGAAUGAAAGAGCGAAAUACAUUUUGCUGAUGGACAUAGUGUCUGUUGAUGACUACCGCUACAAGUUUCAGAACUCCCGCUGGACAGUGGCCGGGAAAGCAGAUCCGGAGAUGCCAAAGCGCAUGUACAUCCACCCCGACAGUCCAUCCAGAGGAGAGCAGUGGAUGAGCAAGCUCGUUGCUUUCCAUAAACUCAAACUCACCAACAAUGUCUCAGACAAGCAUGGAUUUACAAUUCUAAAUUCAAUGCACAAAUACCAGCCCAGAUUUCACAUUGUGAAAGCCAGUGACAUAAUGAAGCUUCCAUUCAGCACAUUCCGGACUUAUGUUUUUCCAGAGACAGAGUUCAUUGCUGUCACUGCCUAUCAGAAUGAUAAGAUUACAAAACUGAAAAUCGACAACAACCCUUUUGCUAAAGGAUUUAGGGACAUAGGGAAUGGAAGGCGAGAAAAGAGGGGUUCUCAGUUGGACAUGUCUUUUCUGCAAGAGAACCAAAGUGAUGUAUGUGACUGUGCUGAUUCUGAGGAUUCCUGUGAACAACCCAGCACCAGUGAGACUUUAUGUUCUCCUCCGGGGCUGUUGAGCAGCCCUCUGAUGUCCACACCUACUAAUCAAGAUGAGGGCAAUAUUGAGACUGAUUCAGAUACUGACUGCCCUGCUGAAGCCAGCUUCUCCUUGCCUGCACUUCCAUUGGCAAGGACUCUUAAAGGCAAAGGGAUAUUGAAUAACAAGUCAGAUCAAAGUAAACUCAGCAACUGUUGGGAUUUGGGAAAAAUAGUAUCAGAUGAUCAGCCCAUCUUGGAUUCCUCAAUGAAGCAAAUCCAAACUCAGGUUCUGCCUGAGAUGUUGCAGCCUUGGGGCACAUCAUCCAUUAUUGAUGAUCCCUGUCGAACUCUGGACUUGUCAAGUGUGGGCGCUCAGCCUUUUCUUAGGCUUGAGAAACCUUUGCUUUUACAACCAGGACAGAUGUCAUUGGGGCCAAUAGGUCUUUCCACUCGAGGCUUUGGACCAGGAGUUUCUUCUUUUCCCAGAGAAGUGUCACCUUUUAGAGGGAUGCUGUCAUAUGACUGCCGUGACAUGGACUCGCCAGGUGGGAUUUCUGCAGUUUUCUCUUCCUGUUCUGCCAGUUCAUCUCUCAUCAGAAACCAGUGUCACAGUAACUCCUGGCCCUGCUUGCGGUUCAGCCCGUAUCAAAUCCCGUUAUCUUUCAGCUCUUGCCAAAACCCGCAUACCGCCAGGCUGCCAGAGUGGACUCAAUCAAAACCUGAGCUGUGCAAAUCUAACAGAGGAGACCCAAGCCAAGUGUUUGACCUUUAUAAUUACAAAACGAAUGCCAAACAGAGACCUGUUUCUCAUUUAAGAGGUCCUUCGAUGAACUGCAGCGCUAGGGUCAGAUGGGUUGAUACCCAAUUCCACCCAUCUUAGAUUUCUUCAUUUUAUUGCUGUUUUAGCUCAGAUUUGUUUGCAUAAUUUUGAUCUCCUUGCAGUUAGUUAAUAAAUUAGCCAUCACCUACUUUGUUUACAGGCUUUACGUGUACUGAUAAUCCACACAACUCAAAGGAUUUGAAAACAUUUUUUUUUUGUCUUUUAAGUCAAAAUAAAGAUGUUUUUGCAGUUUUA
Molecule: messenger RNA, 2347 nt
Organism: Oryzias latipes (Japanese medaka)
Lineage: Eukaryota; Metazoa; Chordata; Actinopteri; Beloniformes; Adrianichthyidae
Product: T-box transcription factor TBX2b-like
Biological process (GO): regulation of transcription by RNA polymerase II; cell fate specification; positive regulation of DNA-templated transcription
Cellular component (GO): nucleus; chromatin
Molecular function (GO): DNA-binding transcription factor activity, RNA polymerase II-specific; RNA polymerase II cis-regulatory region sequence-specific DNA binding
Source: RefSeq, a predicted model, not a curated record